Molecule: messenger RNA, 2984 nt
Organism: Falco peregrinus (peregrine falcon)
Lineage: Eukaryota; Metazoa; Chordata; Aves; Falconiformes; Falconidae
Gene: PNISR
Product: PNN interacting serine and arginine rich protein
Exons: 12
Coding region: 214-2682 (822 amino acids)
Cellular component (GO): presynaptic active zone; nuclear speck
Molecular function (GO): RNA binding
Source: RefSeq, a predicted model, not a curated record
AUGGUGGCGAGAGGCGUUCGCGUGUUGAAGGCAAGGGUCAGCACUGUGACGCGUUUAACUUCCGGGUGAGCGCCAGUAGGCGCCAUAUUGUCUUGUUCGUGAAGACGGGGAGCGAAAGAGGGGAGAAAGAGGCCGCCGAGCGGUAGCAACGGCGGCGCCUGCGGCGGGAGGCGGGGGAGAGUUUGAAAUAUAGACUAUAUAAAGACUUAAAAGAUGUGGGAUCAAGGUGGACAACCUUGGCAGCAAUGGCCUUUGAACCAACAGCAGUGGAUGCAGUCAUUUCAGCACCAGCAAGACCCAAGCCAGAUUGACUGGGCUGCAUUAGCUCAAGCAUGGAUUGCUCAGCGAGAAGCCUCAGGGCAACAGAGUGUAGUGGAACAACAAGGAAUGAUGCCAAAUGGACAGGAUAUUUCAGGAAUAGAGUCUGGUACAAACAACCAUAAUAAUUUUCAGGGGGAUCCCAACUUCAACAGAAUGUGGCAGCCAGAAUGGGGAAUGCCUCACCAACCCCCUCACCCACCUCCAGAUCAGCAGUGGAUGGCUCCAACCCCAGGUCAAAUGGAAAUCGUUCCUCCAUCUGAAGACAGCAACAGUCAGGACAGUGGGGAAUUUGCUCCUGACAACAGGCAUAUAUUUAACCAGAACAAUCACAACUUUGGGGGACCUCCUGAUAACUUUGCAAUGGGGCCAGUGAACCAGUUUGACUAUCAGCAUGGGGCUGCUUUUGGUCCACCUCAAGGUGGAUUUCAUCCACCUUAUUGGCAGCCAGGACCACCAGGGCCACCAGGUCCACCAGCACCUCCUGCACCUCCUCAAAAUCGAAGGGAAAGACCCUCAUUCAGAGACAGACAGCGUUCACCUAUUGCGAUGCCUGUGAAGCAGGAGCCUCCACAGAUUGAUGCUGUGAAGCGUAGAACUUUGCCUGCCUGGAUUCGUGAGGGCCUGGAAAAGAUGGAACGAGAAAAACAGAAAAAAUUGGAAAAAGAGAGGAUGGAACAGCAACGUUCACAGAUGUCUAAAAAAGAAAAAAAGGAAAGUGAGGCUGAAGAAGGGGAUGGCCCACGGUUACCUCAGAAAAGUAAAUUUGACAGUGAUGAGGAAGAUGAAGAUGCUGAAAACACAGAAGCUGUAAGUGUUGGGAAAAUCAGUAGGAGUCCAUCCCCGGCUCCCCAAGAGGAGCAGAGUGAACCAGAAAUGACAGAAGAAGAAAAGGAGUAUCAAAUGAUGAUGCUGACAAAAACGCUGCUGACAGAGAUUCUCUUAGAUGUCACAAAUGAAGAAAUUUAUUAUGUGGCCAAAGAUGUUCACCGUAAAGCAACUAAAGCUCCUGCAAAACAGCUGGCACAGUCCAGUGCACUGGCUUCCCUCACUGGACUCGGUGGACUGGGUGGUUAUGGAUCAGGAGACAGUGAAGAUGAGAGGAGUGACAGAGGCUCUGAAUCAUCUGAUACUGAUGAUGAGGAAUUACGACACAGAAUCAGGCAAAAACAGGAAGCAUUUUGGAGAAAAGAGAGAGAACAGCAACUACUACUAGAAAAACAGCUAGAAGAAGAAAAGCUACAAAAUGAAAAAGUUUCAAAAGAGAUGAAUGAAUUUAUCAACAAAGAACAAAACAGUAACUCAGCAUCACAGGAGGCAAAAGAAAUUGAAGCAGAUACAGGUCAUGAAAAGAAAAGAUCUCCAAAUGCAAUUAUACUUGAUGCAGAACUCAAAAAAGAGGGUAAAGAGAGGCUAGGAAGGAGUGGGUCAAGAAGCUCUAGCAGUGGUAGCACUAGCAGCAAUAGCAGAAGCAGUAGCAGCAGCAGCACUGUAUCUAGUUCAUCCUAUAGCACUAGCUCAGGUAGUAGUCGCAGCUCUUCGCGUUCUUCCUCUCCUAAAAGGAAGAAGAGACACAGUCGCAGUAGGACGCCUUCACAUAAAGUUAGGCGCAGUAGAAGCAGGAGUUACUCCCACAGAAAUAGGAGAGAGAGGAGUAGGAGCAGGGAGAAAACGAGGGAAAGGAGACGAUCUAGUAGAAAUCACAGUGCUGAAAGAGGGGAGAGGCGAAGAAACCGGAGUCCUUCGAGAGAGAGAAGCUGGGAUAGACGUAGAAGUAGUAGCCGUUCAAGAGACAGGCGAGCUAACCGUGCAAGCCGCAGCAGAAGCAGGGAUAGGCGUAAAACUGAAGACCAACGUAGAAGCCCUACUGGAAAUAGGCACAAACAUAAAAGUGAGGGUAAAGAUCAAGAAAGGAAGAAGGAGCAGGGCGGAGGUGUAGAUAAAGACAGAAAAAAAAACAGAGAAAGGGAGAGAGAUCAGGAAAAAAGAAAAGAGAAGCCCAAAAAAGAGGAAAAAGAAAGUAAGGCUGGCAAUCAUGACGACAGUAGAUUAAAGAGAAAAAGAGACAGCGAAAGAACUUUCUCUCGCAGUGAUUCCAUAUGUGUGAAAAUAAUAAGACAGGAUUCCAGACAAGAAAGCAAAAAAAUUACUACCAAAGAUAGCAAAAAACGGUCAGGCUCCGAAUCUAGUGCAAGGAGUAGUUCUGAAUCACCAGGAAGCAGUAAAGAAAAGAAGGCUAAGAAAUCGAAGCAUAUUCGGUCAUGCUCCAUGGAGAAAUCUCAAAGGUCUGGUAAGAAGGCAAGCCGCAAACACAAGUCUAAGUCACGAUCAAGAUCAAUGACUCCUCUUCGUCGUAAACGCUGAGGAAUUUAUGGCACCAGUGCUAUGACAUUUAAAAAUUCCAUGAGUUAUAAAAGGCUUGUCUCAUUAUAGAGGCACAUUGUGGCUAUGUAGGUGAAACCAGAAUCCUUUUUUUAAUCUGUAAAUAGGUGUAUUUUUUCCAAAUGCUGCUCAGAAUUAAAUACCUAAUAGGGUUUCUUUGUAUUACAUUUUUUCAAGAACGGUAGUGCUUAUUAAGAAUAUAAAACAGGCCAUUCUCUUUCAGCUGUAAUGUUCUUAAAAUUACUAUUGAAUGUACUGUGAUGUCAAUAAAGCUCUUUAGUUCA